AAAUCAUAUCAGUUCAUCAUUAUUAUAUGAUGAGCCAAUCAUUGGUUAAUGAUAUCAAUGAUCGAACAUCAAAAUCAUUAUUGAGCGGUAAUAAUUGGCAUCAUUUACGAAAUAAAAACAAUUUGACCGCUUGUCAACGGUUAUGCUCUAAUUCCAAUCCUAAUGAUUAUCAUGAUGAAAAAUUGAACAAUAUUAACUUUGAUGAUUAUAAAAAUACUAUUACUCAUCAUUGUCAUAAAAAUGACUCUGAUGAUAAUGAGGAUAAAGUGGAUGAUGAGCUCACAACUCCCUUUGAUAAAGUUCAAUCAUCAUCAUCAUCAACAUUACCAUGCCGGUUGGCAGACUGUCACACGGCAACAACUAGCGUCACAAUUCUCGCAAAUAAUACUCAAACGUUUUCAUUACCAACAAUGGUCUAUACUUCGAACGAUUGCGACGAUUACAAAGAUGAAGUUAUAAACGGUAAUAAUGGAGUUGAUUUAAAUCUUCGACGAAGCGCUCGUAUCAAACAAUAUUCAACUGGUAGAAAUAUGAGAAAUAUUCAUACUGAACAAGAUUUUAUUUAUGAUUGGCCGGGGAGUGGACAUCAUUUUCAUCAUUUAUCAGAUCCAUUGACAAUCGCAACAGAUAAAUUUUCAAAAAAUCAACGACUGAUAACUAACAAUCAGUUAUCAUCUUCAUCAUCAUCUGAAGUUAUUACACAAGCAAACAUAUGUAACGGCAAUUAUAAUCAAGAAGAUAUACACGGAAGUGAAGAUGAUAUAACCCAACAGUCUUCAGCUGUUAUGAAAUGUACUCGAAACCAAAACCGAAAAAGUCGAUCUAAAAUGAAUGAUAAUAAUGAAAAUGGUAUAGUUGAUUAUGAUGAUGAUAUAGAAAUGGGAAAAGAAGCCAAAUCUGUUGCUAUGACUGCUUCGGGGAAUCGGUCUGUAACUGAUAUAAAUAUCGAUAAGAAUGAUAAUGAUAACAACAACAGUUAUAAAUCGUCAAUCGUACCCGAUGUUAUCGAUAAUUUUUAUGAUAAAAAUGGUCAUAUUGUUUGUAAUGGCAAUGAUAAAGGUCCAACGACAACUAAGUUAUCAUCGAGUGACGAUUUUGAAUUGCUUAAGAUGGAUGAACAACUGGCAACCAAUCACCUCAAAUCUAAAAAUGCACAAAAAUCUAAACAUCCAACUGGAUCGAUAAUUUUUGAUAUAUCGCGACCAUUAUUCAAUUUCGAAACACAAUUUGAAUCAAAUCAAAUUCUUUUUCAAGACCUUACACGAGAAAUCAAAACUGCCAAACAAUUAAGUCACCAUAGUAAACAAAGACAUCGUAAACGCAACAAACGUCGCUCAACAGGUAAUGCUAGCCAGAAACUGACAUUGUUGAAUCGAAAAGAAGUCUACAAAUCAUCCCAAAAUGAAAAUGACCAAAAAGAUAGUCGUAAAGUGGCUAAACGUCCAGUACGAAUGCAACCUCGUAUGGCCGUAUUCAAUGUUGCACGUAAUGUCAAAAACUCUAACGAUGUUAUUCUCAAAGAUGAUUCAAUCAAAUCUAAUGAACACCCAACACAACGAGUGCAAAUCAAAAAGGAAGAAUCGAUUGAUAAAGAAGAUAGAUUCUUUCGUAAGAUAAUACGAAAAUUGAAUCCGAAAAAUACUCAGGAACAAUCGGCAUCAAUUAAAACGAAUAGUAAUUCAGAUCUCAAUAUUGCUAAUGAUGAAAAUUCCAACAAAGUGACCAUCAAUCAUACACCUUCAACAUUAGAACAAAAACAUCCUUUGGCCAAGAAAAGUAUUGUCAAACGAUAUAUCGAUCAAUUAUCAGCGAACGAUUCAGAGACAUCUAACAAAUCAGAUGUGAUUGCUAAUUCUAAUUGUGAUUUGGAAUUCGAUGACAAAAAUCAAUUGAUUGGCAGAAAUUUUUCUAUAUAUCAAAGGUUAUUUCAAUUAUACAAACUAUGCGAAUACAAUCAUUUGAAUAGUCCAUUAUAUUUGACAUCAUCAUUGUCAUAUAUGAAACAUUUUGAAUGCGAAUAUAAUGCUGCAUUCGGUCCAAAUGAUCAUAAUGAUGGUAAUUUGAAUGGUAUUAUUCAACAGGAUAAUUCCAUUAGCUGCAAUGAUAAUGGUAACGAGGAUAUCGAUAUGGAUGAAAAUCAACAAUCGACGCCUAAUCCCUUAAUCACUGAUAUCAAUGGACAACCAUCAGCCAAUAAAAAUAAAAAUAUCAAUGAUGUUAAUGCCAGUGAUGAUGAACAGGAUGAACGAAUCGUCUCAACUGCGUUGGUAUUGGAUCCGUUGGCAUUGAAUUCGAUUAUUGGCUAUGAUUAUGCUACAAUCGAUUUCUUCGUAUUGCGAAGACAAGGCCCAAAUACGAUGCUCGAUUCGGAUGUAUUCGAUGAUUCCAAAAUAUACGUUGGUACGUCUUGUGUCCAUUUUGGAUCCAAAUUUUCACGUAUAAUUAACAAUCGUAUCAUCAUACCGAUAAAAUUGCUAUUCGAAUUGGAUCAAAUCGAUUCAAAUGAAUUCGUUCAUUCAAGCGAAGAUUAUAAGUAUUUUAUCAAUGCUGUUGUUACUUAUUUUCGUUGUCAUUCACAACUUAAAUCACAAUUCAUGGCCAAUUGUAGAAGAUUGAAUGGACAACAGGUCAGGUCUUUAUCACCAAACAAGUCUAACAAAAAAUCACUUCCACCCGAUCAAUGUCUUAAGCUCAAAUCUUCAAAUAAUAAUGCUCAAAAUGAUCUCAAUGACAAAAUGGAAUUUCAUUUUGGUUUUGAGUUGGAAAACAUUGAAGAUAUUCAUUAUACGAAAGAAUUGCCAAGCUGUCAUGAUAAACAGAUUGUAGAUAAUAAUAAACAUCGUAAACGGCGAUCACAAUUAAUCAAAGGUGAAGAGACACAUAUGCUAUGGCAAUCAGAGAUGCCACGAUUAGGUCACAAACCUCGCAUUAACAUUGUGACGGAAUUGAACAAAUGGCAUCGAAUAACAUCUGAUGAUAUAUUCUAUCGAGACAAUUCUAAAGAUUCACAAUGUGGCUACUAUGGAUAUAGAGAUUGUAAGCGUAAACUUCGACCAUCACCUCGAAAAGACGGAAAUUUUAAGCAUCAAAUUGAGAUGAAUUUCAUUACAUUCCGUUUGCUACGUACAAAUUUCAGUAACAAUAGCGAUGAAAAUGAGUUUAGCAGCAAUUUGAAAAAAUUAUACUGCAAAGUCGGUUCUAAUAGCAUUCAGCAGACCAUUUCAGCUAAACAAUUGAUAUCCAUUUUCAAUGACGGCCAAUUCAUAACCUGGAAAAAAUUGGCACAAGCUCGAUCUCAUAAUGACGAUGACAAUAAAAUCGAUAGUAAAGAUUCCCAACUUAAAAAUCAACGAGUGUUACGUGCAAAUACACGACGGCAAGCAGCAGCAGCGGCUGUUUCUUCAGUGUCGGCACAAAACUUAACCAAUAGCGAUUCAGCCCAAGAAAAUUCAUCAAUGUCAAAGCCAAUCAUACCGCGUUUAAUUCAUGAAAAAGAUUCAUUCAAAAUUGUCUAUGAAUUCUCACAGAUUCAAUCCAAUCUGAUCAGUGAAGAUAUAAGCUGUCCAUUGUGUUCACGACAAUUUGUUAUGCUAGCUCAAUUAGCAGUUCAUUUGACUACAAAUCAUGAACGUUUUAGAUUUAGAAUGACAAUGGAUCCUAUGAAUCGUUUUAUAUCGAUACACGUUGGCCUUAAUGAACAAUUUGAUCCCACAUUUGAUACUGAUCCAUUAUUAAAAGCAUUGAAUUAUUGUCCACGAACACAUCAAACACAAAGACGACGAGUUUCACGAAUGCGAUGUACAAGGCCAGAACGUAGGCCGACAACCAAUCAUCAACCAGCUACAAUGAUGAUAACCAUUGGUCGUGACCAUCGAUCAUUGUGCACGAUGUUUACAUAUAAUGAUGAAGGACGAUACUAUCAGAUUGAUGUAAAUCACCAAAUCGGUUCGUAUGAAGCCUUGUCCCAACGUCGAGUAUUCUAUCAUUCGCGUACAAUGUUGCCAAUAUUGCCCGCCGAAAUGGAAGAUGAUAGUGAAACAGAUGAAAUUCAAUGGCGAAUGCGACAGAAACGUCAUAUGAUGCAAGAUUUUAUCGAUGUUAAUCCUGGUGAAAAAGCUGUGAUGGGACUAUGGAAUCAAUUUAUCAUGAAAUACAGAAAUCGUUAUUUUGCCGAUUGCCAUAUGUCCGAUGCUGUGAAAAAUUUCAUGGUGACCAACACACCAAUGUUAAUCAGAUGUAAUCUUCGUCAUAAUUGUAUUCUUCAUUUGAUCAAUAUGUAUCGCUAUAAAUGCAUCGAUCAAGAUGUUGUUGAUCAAUCGGUUCGAUAUUUGAACAAAAUGCAAUCAUAUUAUGAAAGAUGUCAAGAGAUGCUACAACGUCGUAAACAUCCGUUAGAUAGACUACCAGAUUCUCUGAUCAAAAUGAUGCAAUAUUUCCAGGUAAAGGAUACACCUAUCGAAUAUCUAUCCGAUAUAUCCGUUGAUGGUGAUGGCGAAAAAAAUCAUCAAUUAUAUGAUAUCGAUAUUAUAGCAAAAUUAUUUGAUCAAUCAGAAAUUGAUCAGAUAUUCGGUCCGGAUGCUCAUUUAUUCUUACCAAACAAAUCGAAAAAUCAACGGACAAUUCGAAUGAUAAAUAAUCUUGAAGCAAUUGCAUUAUUAGCAUUAUUAUCACUUGGUGAUGGUAAUAAUGUUCAAAAUACAAUCACAUUGAAUCGUGGUUUUGAUCAAUUAAAACAACAUGUACAACAAGUGAAACAAUCAUAUAAUUCAAAUCGAAUGGCUGAAAUGUAUUUAAAUCAGAGUACAACAAAACUUCCAUUACGACUGAUUAAUGAUGAUGAUGAACCAGAUGUUGUUCAUACGCAUUAAUUUUCUUUUUUUAAACUUAUUUACAAAUUAUACAAAAGUUUAACACAAUGAAACAACGAAUGGCAAUACCGA
Messenger RNA from Dermatophagoides pteronyssinus (European house dust mite), 4940 nucleotides. RefSeq names its product Polycomb protein Su(z)12 (gene Su(z)12). Gene Ontology annotation, cellular component: nucleus; RSC-type complex. Gene Ontology annotation, molecular function: chromatin DNA binding. The record is from RefSeq and is a predicted model, not a curated record. NCBI's taxonomy places the organism in Eukaryota, Metazoa, Arthropoda, Arachnida, Sarcoptiformes, Pyroglyphidae.